AUGGGUCACCAACCAGUUAUUCGGAUUAUCCGGUAUUUACUUUACCCGUUGAAGAGCAAAGCAACUAGAGGUCACGGCCUCCGAUACGAGUCUCAACCAAUAUACACCGGACUGUUCCGCCUAGCUGCCUCCAGUGGGUUGGACAAUGCCGGAAAAACGACCAUCCUGAAAAAGUUUAACGGAGAGGACAUCGACACCAUUUCCCCCACGCUGGGCUUCAACAUCAAGACCCUGGAACACAGAAACUUCAAGCUGAAUAUCUGGGACGUGGGGGGGCAGAAGUCGCUGCGAUCCUACUGGAGGAACUACUUUGAGAGCACGGACGGCCUGAUCUGGGUGGUGGACAGCGCCGACCGCCUGCGGCUUGAGGACUGCAAGCGCGAGCUAUCCACGCUGCUGCGGGAAGAGAGGCUGGCCGGAGCUACACUCUUGGUGUUCGCCAACAAGCAGGACCUACCGGGGGCUCUCUCAUCAGAUGCCAUUAAAGAUGCACUGGACCUGGACAAUAUUGAGACCCACCACUGGUGUAUCCGGGACUGCAGUGCGGUGACGGGGGAGAAUCUGCUGGUCGGCAUCGACUGGCUCAUGGCCGACAUCUCCUGCCGCAUCUUCACCGCCGACUGAGCCUCCCC
Molecule: messenger RNA, 632 nt
Organism: Leucoraja erinaceus (little skate)
Lineage: Eukaryota; Metazoa; Chordata; Chondrichthyes; Rajiformes; Rajidae
Gene: arl2
Product: ADP-ribosylation factor-like 2
Exons: 5
Coding region: 1-624 (207 amino acids)
Biological process (GO): protein folding
Cellular component (GO): cytoplasm; microtubule cytoskeleton
Molecular function (GO): GTP binding; GTPase activity
Source: RefSeq, a predicted model, not a curated record